AUUGGUGACAAUGAGUGGUCACUUCAGAUACACUCAAUGGGAUCCACAACUCAUUGUAUCUCAGAUCAUAACCAUUCAGGCGUUGUUUUACACGUCUUUAGGUGUAUUGAUAUAUAUAAGCGAUUGUAUGACUGGACACUCACCACAACUCAACCACCUCUUCAACUAUCAGGAGUUGAGUGUUAAGUCAGGCCACGGAAGACUCAUCAUAUUAUCAUACUUUCUGAACGCACUGUUCGGAGCAUUUGUUUUGUGGCAUUUGGUUCAGAGGGCGAAGCCGUGUCUGGACUUCUCGGUCACCACUCAUGUGAUCCAUUUGGUGAUGUGUUGGCUAUAUUCGGGUCACUUUCCGUGGGGGAUGUGGUGGUGGGCCGUCAACAUCCUGUGCGUCACAAUCACUUGCGUUUGCGGAGAGUUCUUGUGUCUCAAGACUGAACUCAAGUCCAUUCCUCUGACACUCUCUCAACGAACCGAAGUUUAGACUCCUUUUUGUUUUAAUCUCUUUUUGUUU
Messenger RNA from Oppiella nova, 511 nucleotides. NCBI's taxonomy places the organism in Eukaryota, Metazoa, Arthropoda, Arachnida, Sarcoptiformes, Oppiidae. The record is from the annotation of a GenBank genome assembly.